GAAGCUUGGAACGCGUUUAGUGUAACCUUGGGAACUAUACCGACGUUAGAAGUCUUGGCGUACGUCCCAUUGUUCGCUAUUCGCGAUGCCGUGCAAGACGCGCGGGUGCCUGUUCCGGACGGGUAUAUCGCUGAAACCACCCGGUCCCUUACUAUUGUCGAGGGCACCCAGGCGGGAUUGAUGGUUCAAGCAGCGCGUCAAAAAUACGGGAGAGAAGCUGUUGACCCUCUGGACCCACCAGCCCCGGUGGCACCGGUUCAGGGUGGAGGGCAAGCGCAGCCAGGUACUAAUGCACCGAAACCGGCUACGCUUAGGAAAAUCAAGAAUAACCAAGUCAUCGAUCAGGCAGACGAAGGAGAAAUCCCCACACUGGAUCAUGCCACACUGGAUGACCACUACAAGGUGUUGAGAGCCGCCAAAGGUGGGCCAGUCCGACCAGAGACUGAACCGUCACCGGACCAGAUUGCCGCCAUGAAGGCGAGGGUCCUGGAGAUGGACUUGAGUCCGUACGCGGACUUCGCUGUCUUUGUCAACUUCCAGGGUCGAUUUUCGAAAGCAUUGAAAUUCUUGAAUCACGUGCUGCAACCGGACGGGACGUUCAAAGCGGUUGAAGUUUCGGGACCUCCGAACUUUGAUGCCUGGACCCUGUCUUGGAAGGUAUAUGUCAAUACCUUACUCACCCUGGAAGUUGUAGUCAACGGCACAAAGAUGUCAGUGGUUUCACUCUCGGCCAUGGAAGAGUACCACGACAUGUUCCGGGACCUGGUGAAGAACUACCCGGAAGCAUGGCACCUGUUGGUGAUUGCGGAGGACCGGUGCCGAGGAGAACACUUCCCAAGGGUACGACGUGAGCUGGAGGCCCAGCAUGGCAGAGGAUUGGCCCCAAAUUUUGAACCGUCGAGACCUUGGGACGAAGUAUUCCGCACGGCCUCCCGCGACCGGGACUAUUGGGACAGGCACGUUCGUGAGCCGGCCUUACUGUUCCGAACUGCAGGUAAGCACAAGGAACAGGCCGGCGGAACCGGCGCCGGCACCGAUCUCACGAGCGACCGUCCGAAGGCCAAGCCCAAGCCCAAGGCCAAAAGGUCGCAGAAGGAGCGACUCAAGCGGCAACUGGCGAGACUGCGGGAGAGCACAGAGGACCCGCCGGCCUCAGUUAGCGACCCGCACCGGGGAAAGGGUGCCGGGAAAGGAAAGGACCGGGGUGCGAAGAGAGACGCCCAAGGCGGGGAGCGCAUGGAUGAUGCCGACCCGGAGGCCCAUUACCGUGUCUUCUGGGAGUUGCCCAUGUGCGCACGGGGGCUAACUUGGGCCAUCGGGAAAUUGGGACUGUCAACGACUAGGGAAAGCAUCACACAGAAUCACGACAUCACCAAUGAUGAGGGUUUCAUUGCUGCCCUGGAAUACCGGGCUCAAUGGAAACAUUUGGCACCACCAGGGGAAACCACCAAGAAAACACCGCUGUCAGAGACGGCAACUGAAACGGCAAACAGAUGUGCAGCCAUCGCGGAAGACCAAGAUGAGCGAGGAUUGUACUUCUCAGUUGAAAACCCGGAGGGGUCGCCGCUCUGGGAAUUGAAGGACCCAGAGCCACGCUCAGACGAGGAAGAUGUCAGCGUGGGAGGCAUGAGGAAUCCUAGGAAAGCAAUUAUGCAGAUGCCCGCCUGGCAGACCUGGGGAGAAGCAGCUAAUCGGGCGCUGGAUGAAGUCGCCAGGGCUGUGCCGGACUUUGAUAAACUGGCCAAGUCCCUGGGGGCUGAAAUGACGCCCGAGGAAGCUGAUUUAGCGCAAACCAGGCUCAGCAGGAUUGGCAAGCUAGCUGCGAAAGCUCUCGGGGCCCUAGCUGGGUGCCCACAAUGGGAUGAAAAGGGCCCCACAGGAUGGCGGUGGCAGUUGGUGGACGCCGUCACCAAGCAGACCCGAGACCCGGAUAUAGAUGUGGCACGGUGGCUCGGGGGACAUACACCGCUUGGCAUUGACAGGCCUAUCGUGCCAAGAGGGGUCUUCCAGUGGACGGACAUCACGAAAGCCCAGGAGGCAAGUGCCGAAUACCUGGCUGCACUCAACGGUCAGGGGCACAUCGACAGGAACUACACCUCCUUCCAUGAACAUGAGGAAGAGUCCCGUAAGGAACUGGGCAGGUUGAUCCAGGCUGGGCAUCUGGAACCGCUCGGAUCAUGGAACGAGGUCACAUCAAAAUGGCCGGGUGCCAAAGCCACGAAACUGGCCACUCUCGUCAAACCAAAGGCGGAUGGAUCACUCAAGAUCAGAUUCAUUGCCGAUAUGAGGCGCUCCGGGAUCAAUGGGAUGGUUCACCUCGAGGAAAAGAUUGCCCUACCCCGGGGGUCCGACCUUGUCCGGGACGCCCUGGACCUAAUUGAACAGGGGCAAGCGGAGGUGGAACUAUACACCGCCGAUUUCACGGAUGCAUUCUUGAAUCUUCCCAUCGACCCAGCCGAACAGCAAUAUGCUAUCAUCAUGUCAGAACCUGGCCAAUACUGCGCCUACAGGGGUGUACCAUUCGGACUCGCGUCCGCACCGUUGCUCUGGGGGCGUUUGUCAGCGUGGCUGGGACGAGCCGCCCAAGCCCUCCACCCGCCCGACCGCCACAGACUGCAGAUUUACGUUGAUGACCCGGCAGGCGUUAUCCGAGGCACCCGGACACAACGUGACAGGAUCAUUAGCAAAACACUUGCCCUGUGGGCUGCCUUCGGAGCUCGCAUUGCCUUGCACAAAGCCAGCCGAGGCAGACAAAUCAAAUGGAUCGGGGCGGAAUACACCAUCGUACACGGUGGAGUUCAGAUUGCCGUGGAUGCUGACCGCAUUCAGAAGCUUCAACGAACUGUGGAAGAUGCCCUCAACCAGCAGGGCAUGGUUUCUGGAAUGCGUAGCGUUGCAGGAUGCGACCCACCGGCAUGGUGUUCUCUAAGGCCGGUACGCUGGUGGGCCAGCCCGCUCCACCCCAACACCCUGCAGGAACUGCAAAUAACAGCAGGCCAACCGGGCCUUAUGACAGUCUACGAACUCCUAGCCCUGCUCCAGUCGGUUCACACGUGGCGCCAUCUAUUCCGCCGGUGUCGGCUUGGCCUCCUAGUGCAGCUUGACAGUGAGUCCGCCCUGCGCGUGGCCAUUAAACUGGCGUCACCACAUCCCGUCGUGAACCGAUUGGCAGCCGAAAUGGCACUCCUCCUAGAGGACCUAGGAGCUGAAGCAUUCACCGGCCAACACUGGCGCAACAUCAUCAACAUCGAGGCGCAGGCCUUGUCGCGCCUGCAGGAGGGAAAGGACGUGCCGCAACGGUUGCGGGGCUUACCACGGGACUCUGCUGACCCACCUCCACUUCGGAUCCAACGUGCACCUCGAGGGAAAGAAACGACAGCGAACCGACUCCUGCUCCGGAAGGGGAAAGGCCCCGACCGCUGCCAGGGGGACCAAUACAGCGGAAAGGGUCCCAUUGCCGGCAGAGGGCACAACAUGCAGGCCCAAUCCGUCUUCAGAGAGGACGCUGGUGCAGGGAAUGGCACUCCCGCUCCGCCGCCGGAGGGGGUGCCGGAGGCAACCGGCAAUGCAAAGAAGAAAGAAGACCGGCGCAACGAGGACCCCCCGGAUCCGGGCCGGGGGAACCGCCGUCCUUGGGUGCACCCGGACGCGCCGGAGUUUGCCCCGAGGUGCUGCAGCUGCGACAAAAGUGGAAUUGCUGCAUUGGCACACCAGGGAGAAAUUACAACGGAUACCCUGGCCACACGUGGAACGGGUCCGGACGGGAACCUGCGGCUGGCCAUAUGUCUUGCCCCGAACACCCGAGGCAUCAUCCGGGGACAUGACUCGACACGCAGGUGUGGGCACACCCCCUGUCCUAGGUGCACCAUCCGACUGGAGGACCAGUACAUGUGCGCUUGCUGUGCGGCUCGCGUCCGAGCGCAGGGCUCAGCGCAGCACGGGGCCGGGCGCCUUCCGGCACCCUUGCCACGAGCCAACCGGCGGGAUCGGCAGGGGCCGCGGAGGCUGCCGCCGCCCCGCACGGGGGGGCGUGCGGAGAAGGAACUUGCCCCCGAGCGCACGGAGGCGAAGGAGGAAGAGGAUCGGACGGAAGCCGACCCGCCGCAGGAGGAAACCGCGGGCCGGAGCCAGCAGCAGCAAGGGUGGACGCACGCCGGGGAGAUCCGCGUGACCCACACCCGGACCUGCACAGACUCUGAAGACACAGAUGACUCGGUAGAGGAAGAAGAGGUCACGGAGGAGGAACCUGACCCACAUCGAGGCGCGGCCCCAGAGGGAAGCCGGAGGAGCCGCUCCCGGGAGCACCCACCGGACACCGAGGACAAGUAUGAAGGGUGGCCCCGAACGUAUUGGUGCACGGUGGGAUGUGGACGAUACGGCCGAGAGAACGUUGGUACGUGCUGCGGGGCUUGUGAUGACACCGGCGGCAUGGAACAUACCAGGGACUGCGACCGCCGCAACGGAAGGCCGCCUCCUGACUAUAGCUGGCAUUGGGACCCACCUGGCAAGGGCGGAGGUUGGGACCCAUACGGCGGAGGGGGAAAUAAAGGUCAAGGCUGGGGAAAGGGGCGCCCGACCAAGAAAGCGGCCAAGGCCAAGCGUGACUAUGAUCGGAGUGUCCGGCGCCGGCAGGAAGGAAGGUACUGGACAAAGGCCCCCUUCCCCGCCGAAGCUUACCGACUCGCCUUGGGCAUGGGAGUAGCUGCUUCCACCCGGCGGUCAUGGCGGACAAGGAUUCGUACCUGGGACGCAGCCGUAGAGCGGCUCCGCCGGGAGGAGUUGUUGGUGCCGGCUGAAGACCCAACACGACUGACCCCAGAAAUAGCGCACAAGGUUGUGGCGUUCCUCAAAGCGCAGGGGUACAGGUCUGCCGAGCUGUACCUGUCAGCCGCUAUGAGAAGGCAUAAGACGCACCACGAUGUCGAUGGCCCUCUGAGCUUGGCCAGCAAGGAGGCCGUACAGAUGGCAUUGAGGGGACGGGGACCGCCUGUGGGGAAACAGCCGGUCCCGAUACCACAGGCGGGACACCCGCAGUUCAACCUGCUGAUGGUAGGGAUUUGGUACCUGCUCCGGGUAUCCGAAGUGAUCAACCUGGAUCUGGAAGAUGUUGCCAUCAGACAGAGCACAGCCGGCUGGACAGUGGCACUGGUCAUAAGGAAGUCGAAGACCGACCAGGAAUCCCAGGGGGAGACCAUAGCUAUCCAGCGGGUGAAGGAACUGCGCGCCCUGGGGUACACCGGGCAGAAGGUGCCGCUGUUCACUGCCGAUGACGGCGGGCGCAUGAGCGAGAGGCAAGUCCUGAAUGCCGUCGAACUAGCCGCCCGAAUGAGCGGCGAACCGCUACAGGACGACGGCCGGGCCAGGUAUGCGACCCACAGCCUGAGAGUGGCAGGGGCGGUGCUGGCCUUUCAAUCCGGGCUCUCGGAAGCAGUAGUCCGGAGCCUGGGGCGGUGGCGAUCGGAGAGGGCCAUGCUGGCCUACCUGCGAGGCGUCCCGCUGGUCCGCGCCGCCAGUGCAGCCGAGACAAUGGUCACCGCCAUGCUGGACGCCGGCGGCAACCCACUGGGGUCCACCAACUUCGGACCGUUGGUGCGAGCCGGAAAGGUGACGGGCGGUUGGGCUCUCGGGGCGAGAGACGUGUCAGGAGUACCGACCACCGAGGAACCAGAGGAGGUAGACCAAGAAGAAGGUCCCCGGGUGAGGAACAACCUGACGGGUCUGGUGCACCGGCUCGGAAACUUCCGAGGACCUGCCGCUUGCGGCUGGCACUGGUCGGAGCUUGGAACGGCCGGGCAAUUCCUGAGGGAGGAAGGUGCACAGUGCGGACGGUGCUACAACCUGAAGCAACAGAGGGGAAACACCAGUGAUCCUGAUGUGGAGGGGGUUUUGUCCUGGGGAGAUCUGAGGGGAAACACCAGUGAUCCUGAUGUGGAGGGGGUUUUGUCCUGGGGAGAUCUGACCUGGGGGGACACGG
Molecule: messenger RNA, 5974 nt
Organism: Cladocopium goreaui
Lineage: Eukaryota; Dinophyceae; Suessiales; Symbiodiniaceae
Source: the annotation of a GenBank genome assembly